UGCCCCGUCUCCCCAGGGGGAAGGGCGGCCACCAGCCGGAGCCCCGCGGACCCGCGCUGCACGGCGGACCUGGGCGCGCAGUACAUCACGCUCAGCCCCGGCUGCGCCCAGCGGCACCGGAGUUUUAGAAGCUUCUAUGAUGACCUUCUGGCCCAUGGUAUUUUGAAACCAUUGACUGCACCAAUUAAAGGAAUGGUGAUGAAGGAGGGAUCUCUCAAUUUUAUGACGCCUCAGGGUACUUCGUCAAUUGCCAAGCAUUAUUUGAGAGAGUCAGGUGCAGAUGUAUUCUAUGAGCACCAUGUAACACAAAUCUACCUCAGAGAUGGGAAAUGGGAGGUCCAUGAGGAAGCGGGAUCUUCAGAACUAUUUGACAUAGUUAUUCUCACAAUACCUGUCCCACAAAUUCUUCAACUUCGGGGCGACAUUGUGAACAUAAUUAAUGGAAGUCAAAGGCAGCAACUGGAAUCUGUGAGCUACUCAUCUCGCUACGCUCUGGGACUCUUUUAUGAAGCUGGUACACAGAUUGAUGUCCCCUGGGCUGCACAAUACAUCACCAAUAAUCCCUGCAUACGCUUCAUAUCCAUCGAUAAUAAGAAACGCAAUAUAGAAUCUUCUGAAGUUGGGCCAUCUGUUGUUGUUCAUACCAGUGUGCCAUUUGGAAUCGAAUACCUUGAGUGGGACUGUGAGAAAGUGCAGCAGUUAAUCCUGGAGCAACUGGAAAUUGUAAUGCCAGAUUUGCCUAAACCAGUUAACAUCAAGUGCCAAAAAUGGAGAUACUCCCAGGUUACAACACCUGUCCCCAGCUGUCCAGGACAAAUGACUCUUCAUAUCAAUCCUUCCCUUAUAUGUGGGGGUGAUGCAUUUACGCAUUCUAAUUUUGAUGGCUGUAUAGAGUCUGCCACGUGCAUUGUAGAGGCUAUAAAAUGUAAUUUAUAAUGUUUUUAUGAUAGAUUGUUUUGCAUAUAAUUGUGCUGAAUCCUAUCAUGAUGCAUUAAAUGUUGGUAUGCUGUUGGCAAAAUUUGACUCUCCAGAAAUAAACAAAUUUGAAGACACUGGAUUUUACUUACGUUUAUUUGAGUUUUGAGGAUUCAUUUGAUGUUUGUGUUUGGAUGUUCUGCAGUAAACAAAACUUCUGUGACCUGAUUCUAUUGUGUUAUUUUGCACACACUGACUUCAUUGAAUGUUACAAGCUUAAAGAGUAAAAGGCACUUUUGAAAACAUUACUUGCUGCCUAACUGAAUCUUUACAUUUAUACAGUCUGGCUCCAAAAUACUUCUGAAAGAUUCACUCAGACACUGUACUGCCACGCGUCCUU
Molecule: messenger RNA, 1315 nt
Organism: Alligator sinensis (Chinese alligator)
Lineage: Eukaryota; Metazoa; Chordata; Crocodylia; Alligatoridae
Gene: RNLS
Product: renalase, FAD dependent amine oxidase
Exons: 7
Cellular component (GO): extracellular region
Molecular function (GO): oxidoreductase activity, acting on NAD(P)H
Source: RefSeq, a predicted model, not a curated record